Iphiclides podalirius (scarce swallowtail) is the source of this 813-nucleotide messenger RNA. The record is from the annotation of a GenBank genome assembly. NCBI's taxonomy places the organism in Eukaryota, Metazoa, Arthropoda, Insecta, Lepidoptera, Papilionidae.
AUGGACGUGACAAGUGCGGCGAUGUGCCAGGUGCAUUUCGGAUUUCACCGACGCCGCACAACCCGUAAACCUUCGGGAGCGGGGGCCACGAGUGGCCGAAAGGAAGGUAACCUCUAUAAAAAAUCCCCCAACCCUAAGGUCGAGCGUGCCGACGGGCAGCCCCAUCGUAUCGGGGGGGGGGGCAACACACUGCUUUACGGCGAUGCAUCGGCAUCGUCCGUGGAUCCCCUAAGAACCGGGGAUCACAGGGAGGAAGGGGCCGUGCCUGGUAACGCACCGGUCCCAGCGCGUAGCUCACGUGGAAAACGUGGAAGACGGGGGCGCUUAGCACGCCCAUGCACAAUAGACGAUCAAGCUGAAGGUGAGUCUGAUGGCUCUCAGGUUGCCCGCAUUUCGGCUACUUCCGAAGAUACUCGAAAAAGGAAAGCUAAGGCUCCGAGGGGCGACACAGUGGCCGCUAAAUACAAAGCGGUGGCAGCCUCUGCUUCAGCCACAGCCACAGAAGGGGAAGACAAGGAAGACGGGCACGAUACUGAGGAGGAUUCCCAGGACCUGUCUGGUAUGAAGUUAAAAUCAACCUUACCUAACACGGAAGGGUUAGGACUGAAGUUGAAAUCUCAAAGCAACAGAACGAUUGAAAGUCACAUAGAUUUUCAACUCCAGGAGAUUGAAAAAGUUGCGGAUUGUUCCCGCAACUUAAAAGCUGCAGCUAAUGAACUUGCUAGGAGGUUCAGUGCUAACGGAAUUGUAGCAAGACUGGAAAAAGAAAACGCUGAACUACGUCACAGCUUUCCAGCCUUGCCGGACGGAUGG